GAGGAGGCGUUGGCUGCAUGUUGAAGAUGAAACCGAUUUCAUCUUGGCUCACUGCUUUGCUAUUACUGACCUCUGCUAUGCCUGGCUCAUCAGGCAGUCUGUUUAGUCAGGAGCCUGGCUUCAGGGUUACGUUCACCAAGAAAGGGCUUGACUAUGUUUUUGGACCUGUUUUGAGGGACGGACUGCUGCAGCUGAGCAUACCCGACAUUCAGGAGGAAAAUAAAGUGAAAGUUGUCGGCAAAGUGAAGUAUUACCUCACCGAGAUAACAGUUGGUGACGUGGGUGUCCCCAGUACUUCUCUGGAGGCCAGGGAUGACCAGCUGAUGAGAAUCCACAUCUCAGGCAUGUCUCUGGCCAUGCACGCCAAGUGGAAGUACAAACAGAAGAGCUGGCCUAAAAUUGGGGAUGACGGCACCGUGGACUUGAAGGCGAAGGACAUGUCACUGAGUCAGACUGUGUCAGUGAGGAAUGAUGGUAGCGGGCGGCUAGUGGUACUGGCUGCAGACUGCUCCUUUGACGUCAGGAAGAUCUCAGUCAAGUUCCAUGGAGGAGCAAGCUGGCUGUAUAAUCUGUUCACCUCGUUCAUUGAGGGGAAAAUCAAAGAUCACCUAAGGAGUCAGGUGUGUAAGAUGGUUACGGGAAAGAUUAAUGAGUUUGGUAAAGAACUCCCGACUACUCUACCUGUGAGUAUUCAGGUGAGUGAUGGAGUUGAGGUGAGCUGUGCCAUUCUUGGAGAUCCUGUCUUGUCAUCUUCCUACCUUCUCACCAACCACGACGGUGAGUUUAUGUCAGCAGAGCAUUCUCAAGAAGUCCCCAUCUCACCUGCUUCCCUCCCUGCUGCGUCCAGUGUCGAUCCGACUAGUAAGAUGGUGUUCAUAUGGCUCACCAGCUAUACCUUUGACACGGCUGCCUACAUAUACAAGGGAGCAGCAUACAUGGACUAUAGCAUUAAAAACGAAGAGGUACCAAAUGUUCUACUUAAAACCACUGCAGACUAUAAGUCAAUCGUUCCAGAGCUGUAUCGACGGUUUCCCAACAAAGAUGUGGAGUAUAUAAUGGAGACCAAGCAGCCACCUUCUUUACUACUGUCUCGGGGCCAAGCCAGAAUUGUUGGGGAGGCAGAGGCUAGUAUCUUGGUUGUAGAGUCUGGUGUGACCCCUCAGCUAGCCUUCUCACUGACAGUGUCAGUGCAGUGUGAUGUUGAGUUUGAGAUUCAGACCAGAUCCAGUGGACAGGUUAUUGCUGGGGAUAUCACAUCGUUCACAACCGAAAUAUCAAAUAUCGAUUCCGUUAUAGGAGAAAUAGACCCAACACCCUUUCAAGAACUCCUACACACCAUGGUACAGUUUAUGGCCAUCCCUCACAUCAACCAGACAGCAAGUCGGAGCGAUCCCCAAGACCUCGCAUGAAGUUCCGAGUGAAGAAACCAAACAUUGGCAGCUUCACGCAGAAGAUCAAAAACAAGCUCAAGAAAGAUUUGGCAGUGUUUGGAGUCACAGUGGAGGUGGCCAUCCAGCGCAGCACACUAGGCACAGACCAGCUGGAGCUGCCCACUGUUUUCAGACAAUGCAUUGACUUCUUAGAGGAACACGGUGUCAACCAUCAGGGUGUAUACAGGUUACCAGGAGUCAAAUCAAAAGUCGAAGAGCUCAAAUCUCACUUUGAUAAAGGUGAAGUGUUGGACCUGUCGGAGCAGGAUCCCAACACAGUGGCCAGUCUCCUGAAACUCUACCUCAGAGAACUGCCUGAGCCUCUCAUUCCCCGCUCCUCUCUCUCCGGCCGCAUUGACAGCAUCUCUGACCUGUUAGAGGAGGAGCAGUCCGAGAUACUGCGAGAGGUAGUGGACACCAUCCAGACACCGAACCGCCUACUGCUCAGUUGGCUACUUGAACACAUGACCCACAUCGUCGGCAAGUCGGGAGUGAACAAGAUGACGCUGCCCAACAUGGUGAUUGUGUUCAGUCCAACCCUCCAACUCCCAGCUCAUUUCCUCCACACUCUCUACAACCACAGACACAAUCUCUUUGGAGAUGUACCACUCACCAGGUUUGAAAAGCCGGCGUGGUCAGGAAGAGCAACAGUAAACAGAUUGAAAUAGUCAACAUAGACCUCCUGGAGACCGAGCAAGAUGUCAAUACUGAGUUGGACAGACUAACCGCUCUGCUGAUGAAGAGACACUCCAAGGUGGCCGGAAGGUUCAACUCUAGGGAGGAAGAUAUGUGGAUAUUGCAGAGGAACAUCACUGCACUACGGAGGAAGAAAAAAGCUAUUCAGAAAUCAAAUAAAGACAUUGAAAGAGAAGCAGAAGACGAGUUUAUGAAGACACUUCUGCUAAUGGAAGCGACUCUCAAAGCUGAGAAUGAGGAGCUGUUGGAGCGAAAGGCACAGCUGCAGGAGGCGAUAAAGAAAGAGGCAGAACUAAUAGACCAGUACAAAGUGGAGAUGAAGAAAUUUCCCAGGAGAAGUGUGAGAUUUCCAUCUGUCAACGACGAAGAAUCGGGAGAUGAGGCAGAGCUAGCAAAGAAGAUAGCAACUUUGAAAUGGCACAGCAAAGAGAUGGAGAUGAGAAACAAGAACCUGGUCCAGAGCAUUAGGGAGGAAGAUGUGGCCAUCUUAAACCUCAAAGUGAAGCUGAGAGUAUUGCCUUUCUCAAAGGAAUUACAAGUAGAGCAGGACUGACCUAAUCACUCACUCAUUCACUUGCUCACUCUAGCACCUAAAUCACACGUUCUUCUGUAAAGUUUCAAUCGCAUUCACGUUUCAUGUCUGUGUGUGAAGAUAUGACGCAGCGCGCGCAUGACAUGUCGUUUGCGCAUGCGUGCUGAUCUGGG
Geodia barretti is the source of this 2831-nucleotide messenger RNA. Lineage: Eukaryota; Metazoa; Porifera; Demospongiae; Tetractinellida; Geodiidae. The record is from the annotation of a GenBank genome assembly.